AUGAGAUCGAACGACCUGAAGAGCAACUGCGUGAUCACCGUCGCGGUGGUUUAUCUCAGUAUCUUGCUGGAUAAUGUCUUGUUGACAGUAGUUGUGCCGAUUAUUUCCGAUUAUCUGUGCACACUCGACGUGAACACGACCGCGACCAACGAGGAGGACGAGAACGGCAGGGUGGGAUUACUGUUGAGCUCAAAAGCUUUAGUUCAAUUAAUUUUGAAUCCCGUCGUGGGUACCCUAACCGGCACUGUGGGAUACACUAUACCCCUUGUUUUCGGAAAUCUGAAUCUCUUGCUGGCUGCUUUGCUAUUCGCAUUCGGACAAACGUACGAAGUGCUGUUCUUAGCUCGGAGCAUUCAAGGCAUAGCCUCGGCAUGCAUAGCGGUCUCCGGCAUGUCUCUGGUUGCAUCUCACUACGCCGAAGAAGAUGAGAGAUCCAAAAUCAUGGGUUUCGUUCUCGGCAGCAUCGCUCUCGGUGUUCUACUGGGUUAUCCAAUCGGUUCUGUUCUUUACGAUCUCGAGGGCAAAAUGGCACCUUUUCUAUUGGUGUCUUGCCUCAUUGUUGUAGUUAUUUGUUUGCAAAUCUUGACAUUCAACAUCCAGACGAAUGCAGAACCAAGCGAAGAACAGAACACUUGGACGCAUUUAUUGUCUAAUAUACAUAUCCUUAUCAUCUUCGGUGCCAUUUGGUGUUCAACAUCGCCAAUGGCUAUAUUAGAACCUUGCUUGCCAAUUUGGCUUCGAACUCACAUAAAACCUAAGAAAUGGCAACUCGGCACGGUAUUCAUUCCGGAUAGUCUAGGCUACUUAAUUGGAACUAACUUCUUUGGCGUGGUAGCGUAUCGUUACGGGCGCAGCAAAGUGGCGAUUCUGGCCAUGUUCGUGGUCGGCGUCAGCGCCAUUCUCAUUCCAUCGGCAAACGCAAUGUCGCAACUGAUAUUCCCGCAUUUUGGGAUGGGUUUGGGCAUCGGCGUUGCCGAUGCGGCUCUGGUGCCAUUACUGGCCAGCUUGGUGGACCACAAUGGCAACUACGGACCCGUUUAUUCAAUCCAACAAGUGGCUGUCAGCCUGGCCUACUCUUUAGGACCCAUCAUAGGCGGCGAAAUGGUCAAGGCCGUGGGAUUUCCAUGGGUCAUGCGAAUCGUGGGUAUCGUGAAUAUAGCGUAUUGUCCGGUGUUGAUAUAUCUCACGUUGGAACGAAGGAAGUUACUGGCUCAGAAGGAGCAAAAGAAAGAUUACGACACGUUUCAAAAAUCCGCGGCACCGUACGAAAGAUUUCACGAUUCCGACGACGAUCUUUGACGAUACUUCGGGACAGCAUCUGGUGACGUGUCUCUAAUUAAACGCGCUAUGUAACACACCGGGUCUUUGUAACUGCCAACCAACUGAAUUAUUGGCCGAACAACAUCCCUGGGACUAUCAUUCGUGCGGCAGAACGACGUUCUCUCAGAUCGAAGAACAGGAAUUCAUUGAAUUCAAGGGAGCGAUAUGCAACACGGACAAGAAGCGCGUUUGCGAUUCCAUAAAGUAGAAAACAUGACAACGAUCGAUCGGCCGGCUGGCCGGUUCUCCUUGCUAAUGUACUCGGAGCUAUAGCAAAAUUCUGUUACGUUGUGCAUUAACGGUCUACUUCGAAUAUUCGCUCAUCAUUAGCCCACGCAGAGAUCAGAAUGUGCGCCUAAUCAACAUA
Messenger RNA from Pseudomyrmex gracilis, 1687 nucleotides. RefSeq names its product synaptic vesicular amine transporter. The record is from RefSeq and is a predicted model, not a curated record. Bases 1 to 1299 code for a protein of 432 amino acids. Gene Ontology annotation, cellular component: synaptic vesicle membrane; terminal bouton. Gene Ontology annotation, molecular function: serotonin:sodium:chloride symporter activity. Gene Ontology annotation, biological process: transmembrane transport; aminergic neurotransmitter loading into synaptic vesicle. Lineage: Eukaryota; Metazoa; Arthropoda; Insecta; Hymenoptera; Formicidae. The transcript is spliced from 8 exons.